UUCAAGUCAUUCAGAAUGCUUACGUCCGCCCUCACCUUUUCUGCCCUUCUGGUCUCGGUCCGCGCCCAAUUGGCUGGGACCCUAAAGACAGAAACUCACCCCCCUCUCAGUGUCAGUCAAUGUACCGCUAGUGGAUGUACCUCGAAAGCACAAUCCAUUGUAAUUGAUGCCAACUGGAGGUGGCUUCAUACCAAAGAAGGGUAAGGGUACUUUCUUUGUUUUUGUGUUAUCAGGCAGGGAAAGUGCUGAUGAAGUAACUAUAGGUAUACCAACUGCUAUACUGGUAAUACCUGGAACGCGACUGCUUGUCCGGAUGGGAAAAAAUGUGCCGCAAAUUGCGCCUUGGAAGGAGCUGAUUACUCUGCCACCUAUGGAAUUACGACCUCUGGCAACUCAUUGAAACUUAACUUUGUGACCAAGGGAGACAAUGUCAACGUUGGUUCUCGUACAUACCUUAUGGCCAGUGAUACGAAAUAUCAAAUGCUUAAGGUACGAAAGCUCCCCUCUGAUUCUCUAACCAGAAAUUUCAUAAUAGUGGCCGAGACUUGGUUAUACAGUCUCCAGCUGCUCCCAAUUAUCUCCUCAGUUAGAGAAAGUUAUGCUAAGAAAUUCGCAGCUCAUGAACCAAGAAUUCACAUUUGACGUAGACGUGUCCAAACUUCCCUGCGGUUUGAAUGGCGCUCUUUAUUUCUCUGAGAUGGCCGAGGAUGGUGGCUUGUCCAAAUAUUCGACAAACAAGGCUGGUGCAAAGUUCGGAACGGGAUACUGCGAUGCUCAGUGCCCUCAAGAUGUAAAGUUUAUCAAUGGAGAGGUAAGUUUUGUUCUAAGUGAUGUUGAAGAUAGCUUUGGCUCACACUUCCACAGGCAAACUCGGUGGGUUGGAACCCUGCCUCCAAUGACCCCAAUGCUGGAGGCGGGCAAUACGGAACUUGCUGUAACGAGAUGGAUAUUUGGGAAGGCAACUCCAUCUCAACUGCCUACACUCCGUAAGAAAGAUUCACCGAAAAUGGAGUUAUAUGACUGACAAUGUGAUAGUCAUCCUUGCUCCGUCACAGGACAGACUCGAUGCGAGGGAACUGACUGUGGAAUUGGAUCCCGAUACUCCUCUCUUUGUGACGCAGACGGGUGUGACUUCAAUUCUUUCCGUAUGGGAAACACUGGCUUCUACGGUCCUGGUGCAACUCUCGACACGGCCAAGCCAAUGACCGUGGUCACUCAAUUUAUCUCCACCGAUGGAACUGCUAAUGGUGACCUGAAAGAGAUUAAGCGAUUCUAUGUCCAGAACGGAAAGACAUUUGCUAACUCUGAUUCUACCAUUGAGGGCGCCGAAGGUAAUUCUCUGACUGACGACUUUUGUGCCAAGCAGAAGGUAGCUUUUGGAGACCAGAACGUCUUCAAGGACCGGGGAGGACUUAAGGCCAUGGGCGGGGCCAUCAAACGGGGAAUGGUUCUGGUUAUGAGUAUCUGGGAUGACCAUACCGCUAAGUACGUUUUUAUCCCUUUUUUAUGUCAAACCAAGUUGAAAACUGACUUCAAUUCUUAGCAUGCUCUGGCUCGAUGCUCCGUAUCCACCAGAGAAAGAUGCGUCGGCCCCCGGUGUCUCUCGAGGAACAUGCUCGCCUGAUUCCGGCAAGCCAGAAGAUGUCGAGAAGAACAGCGCAAGCGCCUCCGUCACCUACUCUAACAUCAAAUGGGGACCCAUUGGCUCCACCUUCAAGGCACCUGCCAUUAAGGGGCGCGCUUAG
Molecule: messenger RNA, 1745 nt
Organism: Hymenoscyphus albidus
Lineage: Eukaryota; Fungi; Ascomycota; Leotiomycetes; Helotiales; Helotiaceae
Source: the annotation of a GenBank genome assembly